Messenger RNA from Lethenteron reissneri (Far Eastern brook lamprey), 2507 nucleotides. It is a transcript of the gene ING1, whose product is annotated as inhibitor of growth family member 1. Lineage: Eukaryota; Metazoa; Chordata; Hyperoartia; Petromyzontiformes; Petromyzontidae. Gene Ontology annotation, biological process: positive regulation of DNA-templated transcription. The record is from RefSeq and is a predicted model, not a curated record. Gene Ontology annotation, cellular component: nucleus.
UGUAUGUAUCUGUUUAUGCAUGUGUGUCUGUAUUUGUGUGUUUAUGCCUCUGUGCGUGUGUGGUGUGAGCAGAGGUGCUACUGCGAGGUGGAGGACUGCUUUGCGCGCUACGAGGCCGAGACAGAGGGUGGCCCCCGCGCCCGCGCACUGCAGAUGCUGCAGGUCGCGCUGGUUCGUGCGCGCGAGCUCGGCGACGAGAAGCUCAGCAUCGUCUCUAUGGUGUCCGAUGCCGCGGAGUCGCGCUGGCGGCAAGCCGAGGCCCUCGCUCGCUUGGCCGAUCAAGAAGAGACGGCGGCUGCAGUGGCGGCGGCCGUAGCGGCCGGCGAGACCGCACCAGGGACGGCCGCGACUCCGACGGCCGGCGUCACUCGUAGGGACAAAGCGGGCGACGCCGCCGCCACCGCGGCGGCGGCAGCCGGGAUCGGCGGGGCGGGCGGGCGGCACGAAAACAAUCAGCACCCGCACACGCACGCGCAGAACCACUUCAACAACCACCACACGUCGCACCACCCCAACCACGCCGCGACGACGGCGGCGGCGGCAGGGGGAGGAGGCGGGGGAACCGGCGGAGGGGCCGGCAGCGGUGGGGGCACGCCCGUCCUGGAGAAGGGCGCUGGAAAGAGGUCGCACCGGCAGCGCAGCAAAGAGACGCUGGAAAACAGCCUGGCAGCCAAUGGGGCCGAGGCGGCGCAGUUGGACGAGGCGCCGAAGCCCAAGAAGGCGCGCAGCACCGGAGGUGGUGGCGGGAAGAAGAAAAAGAAGCGGUCAUCUGUGGGACGCGGCGGGGGCAAGACGGAGCCGCACUCGCCACCCGAGCUCGACCUGUCCACGGUCGACCCCGACGAGCCCACCUACUGCCUCUGCAACCAGGUGUCGUAUGGAGACAUGAUCGGCUGCGACAACGAGGCUUGUGCCAUCGAGUGGUUCCACUUUGGCUGUGUCGGUCUGAGCCACAAGCCCAAGGGCAAGUGGUUCUGCCCGCGCUGCCGCGGCCCCAACGAGCGCACCAUGGAUCGCGCGCUGCUCGAGAGGGCACGCAAGGAGCGCGGCUGCGCCAGCGCCAAGAAGGUGGACGGCGGCGUGGUGUCGGCGGUGGGACGUCCCCCGGCGCGACACGUCACCUGAAGGCACGCCGGCCCACGGCUUUCCCCCCCACAUCCCGCAAGCCCUGCCAAUGACCUAAGAAAGGACACUGCUGUUUGUAACGGUGUGAAUAAAACGAGAGGGGAUAAAAGGCACGCAAAUAACAUGAAAGAAAACAGCCGACGACGACGACAACAACGUGGACUAUACAAUGAGCCGAGCAGAGAUGGCGACACGUGAACGGCACGAGAACUGCGCGCCACCUUCCUCGUAACCACGCAAAGGGUCUUGUCGUAGCUCACGCCGCCUCCUUAAUAACUAGUGGUAACCAGUCUUUUUGUAUGAAUUCUGUGUAUUCAGUAAUACGAAUGCUCGCUUAAAAAAAAAGAGGACACGGUUUUAGACGUUAGGCCCCUGCCAUGUUGAUCAACCUUCACCGCCGCCAGAGGUAGCGCCGCCACUCCAGCGUGCGUGGACACCGGCCGGCCCCCCACGCUCACAGGGCAACGCUUCACUUCGGCUUAGAUUGUUAAACGCUGUAAAUACUGUAUGUUUUUUUUCUAAAAUAUUUUAAAGAAAAAACUUUGCUGUACAUAAAUCUCACAUGAAAUUUGUAGAUGUUGUCAUUUUCAACAUUGAAGUCUCGUCCUGUUUGUAUGAUGUCAUUUGUGAUGUUUCGUAUGAUUAUCGAUAUACAAAUCACAAACCGCAAUUUUAUCAGUAUUUAAAGGUUUGGUUUUUUUAUUUGACAAUGCUAGCCAAAUGUCCCGAACUUUCUAGCUAUAUAUAUAAAGAUUUUUUGAAAUUAGAAAAGAUAAAAAGGUUUUUUGAAAUGAAUUUAAGGUUCCAUUUGUUUUUAAUGUUGUGUGUUUAACUUUGUAAAAGUAAGCAUUGACAGUAAAAACUCAGUGUAAAUAGGGUUUACGUAAUAAAAUAUUUAAUAUACCAUAGCAUCCGGCUGUAGUAUUUGGUUUGUCAUGAGAGUUUUUGUUUUUAAUGAAAAUACCAAAGUACUAUAUACGCGAGUGGUUUGUUGGACUUUGUCAGUAAUCCGACUCCAUAUAAAAUAUAAUAUUUAUAAUGCAAUAUUAAUGGUUUCCUUGGAAAAUAGACAAAUGUUAAGAGUUAUCAAAGCAGAGCUGGUCUAGAAAUAAUUGUUUUCACCAAUAUUAUUUCUUCUGCUUGGGAAAGCUUUGUUUAUUGCCCAACUAUUCAAGAGCAUACAUUUCCACCAUUCCUCGUUCAUUCUCUACAUCCUGUAAUGAACAAUAUUCAGCAUUAGAUCCUCAUGUGGCCCUGUGUGCCUGAGAACAGCUGUGCAGAAUGGUUUUACAGAACUAAUGAAACACCCUUAAUUAGUCCUUUUUAUGUUUACACAAAGUAAACAAGCAGAUGCUGUAGGGGGUGCACUUUUCCAGCACUGC